AAACCGGACGCCUGAGCCAACCCAACCGCUUUACAAUUGUUUAUGGAUUGCUGCUGUACCACUAAACUUAAAGCUAGCUGUCAAAUACUUGCAGUACUUACUAUACGGUAAAUCAGUAAUCUUGCCAUGGACCCUUUUAUUGUGAUUCGACAAGGCGACAAAGGCCUUGUUAAUUGCGUGCUUAGCUUGGCUGACAAAUUGGAAACCUCCAUGCAACAUGAUCGAGUCGGCCAGCUGACUGAUUGAGCAUCCAUCUCUUCGUAUUGACUUCCAUGCACCCUCACCAUUGGAGUUUUGCACCAACUAGUCACGGACUGUUGGAGUUCUUCAGGUAACAUUUGCAUGCAAACAAAAGUUGCCAUGCAGCGAAACUUCAUAUCUGCCUCACGACAACAAACCGUGGACGACCACUGCUCAAAAGCUAUUAACGGUGGGUUUAAACUUUUAUGAUCCCUAGGUGAAACAGACACCCAGUUUUGGACCCCGGAUUCCAUAGUACUACAGGUUUGCCCAGAUUCUACAGUAAAACCAUCCACUCUCCGCCAGUUUUUUUUUUUAAAAUUAUCUUUUAUUUUUAUCGAGGUUCCCUUAAAGGUCGCCUCCAAACAACAAUUUGUUUCAGCCGUUUGGACCGUUAGCUUUCGCGCUCUAGUUUCCCAGGAUCCAUGAUCUGUAGCCGCUUUUCAGAGUCUCUAUAACUAACAGGGCCGGAGUUUAUUCUCUUGCGGAGAGAUUAUAUUUGUUGUCAGAUGUAUGACCUAGCUUGUUUGGAAUUGAUCAAGACCUAGUCGCAAGGUCCAAUGAAGCCUAUGAUCUUGUUUGGUACUUAAUAACAACCCCGGCCGUGACUUUUAUCUGGUCGAUCCAUGUCUAAGCAAUGCUUGAAAGUUUCCAUCCUUCAGUAGGUGCAGAGAAGUUAUAUGCUCACCGCCAACUGCAGGACAGGUCUUCAGCUACGGCGCCUUGGCUAAUUGUUGUAGUUUCCACUGCAAGGUCCUGCAUGCAUGGUACUGAAAAGUUGAUGCUAGGUGUCAAAGACUUGAUCAGUAAAUAACAUAUAAAAUUCCUGCCAUGGACUUGUUUAUGGGGAAAGUAUCUUGGAAGCUGCAAGUAGUACGUGGCUGGGAAUUAGCCUUUCUGCUUGCUUGACUGACAAAAACGUACUGGAAACCUCCGUGUAAUGCCACAGUCAGUCAAAUGAACGACUUGUCAGCAUCUCCCUCCCCUGACUUCCAUGCUCCUCGCGUCUUGCCUGCCUUAUAUUCUUCAUUCUGCUCCCUCCAAUCCAUUUAGGAUUAUGCUCCGUUUGGAGUCUGCACUGCAUCAGCUGGUCGUACGUUGAUCUAUUCCGAUCGAUCCAAUGGGGAACUGCUGCACGGGAUCUGCAAAGUGUGCCAAUGCCUCCUCCACUCCAUUUGAAUCAAAGGUGACAGCAAGGAGCACCACGUCCAACAAUUCGGCAGGCUCGGCCACCGCCAAGCUUGCGCCGCGCCGCAGCAGCGGCAGCUCCUCGGCCUUCUCCGGCUCCGACGUGGCUGGGCUCAAGUCCUUCAGCAUGAGCGACCUCCGCGCGGCGACCAAGAACUUCGGCUCCAGCUCGUACCUGGGCGAGGGCGGCUUCGGGUGCGUGUACAAGGGGUGGAUGGACGAGGCGACGCUGGCCCCGACCAAGCCCGGCGUCGGCCGGAUGGUGGCCAUCAAGAAGCUCAAGGAGGAGAGCUUCCAGGGCCACAAGGAGUGGCUGGCCGAGGUCACCUACCUGGGCGAGCUCCACCACGAGAACCUGGUCAAGCUGGUGGGCUACUGCUCCGACCCGGACAGCAACAAGCUGCUGGUGUACGAGUACAUGCUGCGGGGCAGCCUGGAGAACCACCUCUUCCGGCGGGCCACGCAGCCGCUGUCGUGGCCGAUGCGCGUGGCCAUCGCCGUGGACGUCGCGCGCGGCAUGUCCUUCCUGCACGGCCAGGACAACCCCGUCAUCUUCCGCGACCUCAAGUCCUCCAACGUCCUCCUCGACUCCGAUUUCCGGGCGAAGCUGUCGGAUUUCGGGCUCGCCAGGGACGGGCCGACGGGGGACAAGAGCCACGUCUCGACGCGCGUCGUCGGCACCCGCGGCUACGCGGCGCCGGAGUACAUCGCGAGGGGGCACCUGUCGGUGAAGAGCGACAUCUACAGCUUCGGCGUGGUGCUGCUCGAGCUGCUGACGGGGCGGCGCGCGAUGGACGAGGCGCGCGGGUCGACGACGCUGGUGGACUGGGCCAAGCCGCAGCUCGGGGAGCGCCGGAAGGUGAUCCGGAUCAUGGACACCAGGCUCGGCGGGCAGUACCCCAAGAAGCAGGCGCAGGAGGUGGCCGCGCUCGCGCUGCGGUGCCUCGAGGACGACCCAAAGAACCGCCCCGGCAUGGCCGACGGCGUCCUGCCGGAGCUCGAGCGGCUGCAGCAGCAGAACCACCACAAGGCACCCUACAGCUCGUCGAGAUCGGACACGUCGACGCCGCCGGUGCACAGAUCAGGCCGCCACUCCAAGGCCAAGAGCUAGCUUAGCUACUGUACCUUGUUUGCUCGAUCGUUGCGUGUCCUAUAUAUCAGUAGUGUAUAGAAUGAGAGAGGCUUAAUUUUUUUUUCUUGUACACGCAGGAGAGCUGCACAUCUUUAUAUCAAGAAGAAGAAAUACCAUAGUUUUUACAA
Molecule: messenger RNA, 2688 nt
Organism: Panicum hallii
Lineage: Eukaryota; Viridiplantae; Streptophyta; Magnoliopsida; Poales; Poaceae
Product: probable serine/threonine-protein kinase PBL2
Exons: 4
Coding region: 1361-2539 (392 amino acids)
Biological process (GO): protein phosphorylation
Molecular function (GO): ATP binding; protein kinase activity
Source: RefSeq, a predicted model, not a curated record